UGCAGCAGGACGGCCCGCCGGCGGCUCGGGGCCGCGCGCCGGGAACCUCGCGGGGCGGGCGGGCGCGACACUCCCUGCCUGGCCGCCAGCUCCCCGGGGAGGCGGCCCGCGCGCGACGGGACCAGCAGCAUGAGCAGCGGCUACAGCAGCCUGGAGGAGGACGCCGAGGACUUCUUCUUCACCGCCAGGACCUCCUUCUUCAGGAGAGCGCCCCAGGGCAAGCCCCGCGCCGGCCAGCAGGAUGUGGAGAAAGAUAAGGAAACCCACAAUUACCUCAGCAAAGAGGAAAUCAAAGAGAAAGUUCAUAAAUACAACUUAGCGGUCACAGACAAGUUGAAGAUGACCUUGAAUUCAAAUGGGAUUUACACUGACUUCAUUAAAGUACAGAUGGAACUCUGCAAACCUUCACAGACUUCUGGAAAACUUGCUCCCAGUAGCAAUGGCUGUAUGAAUACACUCCACAUCAGCAGCACAAACACUGUCGGGGAAGUGAUCGAGGCCCUGCUCAAGAAGUUUCUUGUGACCGAGAGCCCUACCAAGUUUGCACUUUAUAAGCGUUGUCACAGGGAAGAUCAAGUCUACGCCUGCAAGCUCUCAGACCGGGAACAUCCACUCUUUCUGCGUUUGGUAGCAGGGCCCAGGACAGACACACUCAGUUUUGUUCUCCGUGAACAUGAAUUUGGAGAGUGGGAAGCCUUCAGCCUGCCAGAGCUACAGAAUUUCUUGCGGAUCUUGGAUAAGGAAGAAGAUGAGCAGCUACAGAACCUGAAGGAGCGCUACGCGGCCUACAGACACAAGCUGGAAGAAGCCCUCAGCGAGGCCUGGAAACCCGGGUAAAGCGUGGGGCUCCCUGCCCCUUGGGGACAGUGCGGGACCUGCGUGCAAACCAGCAGCCAGUGUGUCUCUUGUCGGAGGGCGGUUUUCUUGCCCCAUGAUGCUAGGGCCUCUCCCCUUUAAAAAUCUCUAGAUCUAGUUCCCCAAACCGGUCACGCAGCAUCCUGCACCUUGGGCAUCCUCUGUAAGGGAUUCUGCAAGCUUGUUCUGUUAAGGCACUGCGGUGUUACCUCUUGGCAAGCUGUGAACCUGUAGUCUCAUCUGGAGCAUUCUAGAGUGUUUUGAAGCAUGGACUCUGGGGUUUUUUUCCCCUUUUCUCUUAUUUUGUUUUAGUUAUUUUAAUUAUGUGAUGAUGAUGUUAAGCUUAAGGUUGUGCAAAUGAUUUUUUAAAAGCUUAACGAGGAAUCUAUCUGAAUAC
Lagenorhynchus albirostris (white-beaked dolphin) is the source of this 1252-nucleotide messenger RNA. RefSeq names its product ras association domain-containing protein 3. The record is from RefSeq and is a predicted model, not a curated record. The transcript is spliced from 2 exons. Lineage: Eukaryota; Metazoa; Chordata; Mammalia; Artiodactyla; Delphinidae. Bases 130 to 837 code for a protein of 235 amino acids. Gene Ontology annotation, biological process: signal transduction. Gene Ontology annotation, cellular component: cytoplasm.